Annulohypoxylon truncatum is the source of this 6354-nucleotide messenger RNA. RefSeq lists its product as uncharacterized. Lineage: Eukaryota; Fungi; Ascomycota; Sordariomycetes; Xylariales; Hypoxylaceae. Gene Ontology annotation, cellular component: fatty acid synthase complex. The transcript has 3 exons. Gene Ontology annotation, molecular function: 3-oxoacyl-[acyl-carrier-protein] reductase (NADPH) activity; 3-oxoacyl-[acyl-carrier-protein] synthase activity; magnesium ion binding. Gene Ontology annotation, biological process: long-chain fatty acid biosynthetic process. The record is from RefSeq and is a predicted model, not a curated record. The coding region runs from base 433 to 6027 and encodes 1864 amino acids.
AAAAACAACUUUCGUCAAAGUGAUCGCCAGCCUACAACGGCGACGCUUCAUAAUUUUCAUACUUACACAACUACUAAUCUAUUCAUGUGAAUUGCUCCGAUCAGUAAUUCCUCCCCCAUUUCUCAUCCUGUGCUUCACUGUUUCCACCGACCACCUCCUUCCCGUCGUCCUUGCUAUUCGCUCCUUUCUUAUUCCUUCAAGCCUGCUUGUGCUAUACUAUCUUUGGCUUCUAUUACGUAGUCUAGGGAUUAGAAAUUACAACGAAAAGAGGAGUAAUCGAACACGAACGAGACAAUCCCCUCAUUGUGUGUCUCGCCUCUCAGUCGACGUAAUAUCAAACAAGUGGAGGUGCCCUCUAGAGUUGUCGACACUCUAUUCCUGUUUAUACCCUUCUAACCCCCUUUACGUACCUAUCUCGAUUAUCCCGCCGACAUGCGUCCCGAGGUUGAGCAGGAGCUUGCUCACACGUUGCUCGUUGAGCUUCUUGCCUACCAAUUUGCCUCUCCCGUGAGAUGGAUCGAAACACAAGAUGUCUUCCUUGGUGAGAAGACGGCUGAGCGUAUCGUUGAAGUCGGCCCGGCGGAUACUCUAGGUGUAAUGGCGAAGAGAACGAUCGCAUCUAAAUAUGAAGCUUUCGAUGCCGCUAAAUCCAUUCAACGUCAGAUCUUGUGCUACAAUAAAGAUGCAAAAGAGAUUUACUAUGAUGUGGAUCCGAUUGAGGAGGAACCAGAACCCACUGCGGCUCCUGCGGAGGGCUCUUCAAGUUCAGCGUCAGCACCUAUAGCAGCCGCUACACCUGUUGCGGCUGCUCCGGCGCCGAGCGCAGGUCCCGCUGCAGCCGUUGACGACGUGCCGGUGUCUGCACUCGAAAUUGUCAGGGCAUUGAUCGCGCAGAAGUUAAAGAAGCCAUUCUUAGAGGUACCUCUAAGCAAGGCGAUCAAGGAUUUAGUCGGAGGUAAAUCCACUCUCCAGAACGAAAUCCUAGGAGAUCUAGGGAAGGAGUUUGGGUCAACUCCGGAAAAGCCAGAAGAUACUCCUAUCGACGAGUUAUCAGGAUUAAUGCAGGCAACAUUCAACGGCCAGCUCGGAAAGCAGUCGCAAUCGCUGAUUGCCCGCCUAAUUUCCUCGAAGAUGCCGGGUGGCUUCAACAUGACAUCGGCGCGCAAGUAUCUAGAAACGAGAUGGGGUCUCGGCCCUGGGAGGCAGGACGGUGCUCUUGUAUUGGCUAUUACUAUGGAGCCGGCAUCUCGCCUCGGUUCUGAGAACGAUGCGAAAGGUUACCUCGAUGAUGUUGCACAAAAAUAUGCUACCAACGCCGGUGUCAGCUUGUCUACAGCGUCAUCCGCCGGUCCAGCCGCUGGUGGGUCAGGAGGCAUGAUGAUGGACCCCGCUGCUAUCGAUGCCCUGACCAAGGAUCAGCGUGCCCUGUUCAAGCAACAGCUUGAGCUGCUGGCAAGGUACCUGAAAAUGGAUCUUCGAGCAGGCGACAAAGCCGCACAGACAUCACAAGAGUCGCAACAAGUGCUCCAGGCGCAGCUAGAUCUUUGGAGUGCUGAGCAUGGCGACUUUUAUGCAGCAGGUAUCGAACCCGUAUUUAGUCCCUUGAAAGCACGUACCUACGAUUCUUCUUGGAAUUGGGCGCGACAAGAUGCUCUCAGCAUGUAUUACGACGUUAUCUUUGGCCGGUUGCAGGCUGUCGACAGAGAAAUCGUCAGUCAAUGCAUUCGCAUCAUGAGUAAAUCAAAUCCCUUGCUACUCGAAUUCAUGCAGUAUCAUAUUGAUAAUUGCCCCACGGACCGUGGAGAGACUUAUAAACUGGCUAAGGAGCUUGGACAGCAGUUAAUUGAAAAUUGCAAAGACGUCCUAGAUGUCGCGCCAGCUUAUAAGGAUGUAGCUAUCCCGACGGGUCCGCACACCUCCAUAGAUGCUCGUGGCAAUCUCAACUAUGAAGAAAUCCCUAGACAGAGCUGCCGCAAACUCGAGCAUUACGUCCGGCAAAUGGCGGAAGGCGGGAAGAUCUCCGAGUACGGCAAUCGGACCAAGGUGCAGAACGAUCUCGGGCGCCUUGUCAAACUCAUUAAAGAGCAACAUAAGAUGUCCAAGACCGCGAAGCUAGAAUUCAAGAACCUCUAUGGGAAUGUUCUUCGUUCGCUUGCCAUGAAUGAGAGCCAGAUUUUACCUAAGGAUUCUGGAAAGGCCAAUGGUCCCCUCAAAAAACCCACGUUGAAGCCCAAUGGUCAAAAUGGAAAGGGCAAGAUGGAAACUAUUCCUUUCCUACACCUUAAGCGCCACAACUUGCACGGUUGGGAAUACAGCAAACGACUAACAGGCAUUUAUCUGGACUGCUUGGAGGAGGCUGCUAAGGCCGGCGUCACUUACCAGGAUAAAUAUGUUCUCAUGACUGGUGCUGGUGCUGGCUCGAUCGGCGCCGAAGUUCUGCAGGGUUUGAUCAGCGGAGGUGCCAGAGUCAUCGUAACAACCAGUCGUUUUUCGCGACAGGUAACUGAGUAUUACCAGGCUAUGUAUGCUAGAUUUGGUGCACGUGGAUCCCAGCUCGUCGUUGUUCCGUUCAACCAGGGCAGCAAGCAAGACGUUGAAGCACUUGUCAACUACAUUUACGACCCUAAGACCGGGUUAGGAUGGGACCUCGAUUACAUUGUUCCAUUCGCUGCCAUAUCCGAGAAUGGCCGCCAGAUCGACGGUGUUGACUCGAAAUCUGAGCUAGCUCAUCGCAUCAUGUUGACGAACCUGAUCCGCCUCCUGGGCUGCGUGAAGACACAGAAAUCGGAGCGCGGCUUCGAAACACGGCCUGCCCAAGUCGUACUUCCGCUGUCUCCCAACCACGGCACAUUCGGCAAUGACGGCCUCUACUCAGAAUCAAAGCUCGGUCUAGAAACGCUCUUCAACCGCUGGCACUCUGAGGACUGGGCCAACUAUCUCACCAUUUGCGGGGCCGUCAUUGGUUGGACUCGUGGUACUGGCCUUAUGUCCGGCAACAACAUUGUAGCCGAAGGCGUUGAACAGUUCGGCGUCCGCACUUUCUCCCAGCAGGAGAUGGCUUUCAAUCUUCUUGGACUCAUGUCUCCUGCUAUCGUAGACCUCUGCCAAAAUGAGCCUGUGUUUGCGGAUCUCAACGGUGGUCUCCAAUUCAUUCCCAACUUAAAUGACACCAUGACUCGCCUGCGUAAGGACAUCAUGGAAACUAGCGAGGUUCGCCGAGCUGUAACCAAAGAGACCGCUAUUGAGAAUAAGGUCGUAAAUGGCGAAAACUCGGAAGCACUAUACAAGAAGAAAGUUAUUGAGCCGCGUGCCAACAUCAAAUUCGACUUCCCACCCCUUCCCAACUGGGAGAAAGAAAUCGAGCCUCUCAACGAUAGCCUAAAAGGCAUGGUGGACUUGGAAAAGAUCGUCGUUGUCACUGGUUUUGCUGAAAUUGGGCCCUGGGGUAACUCGCGAACCCGUUGGGAAAUGGAGGCGUACGGCGAAUUUUCUCUUGAAGGUUGCGUCGAGAUGGCAUGGAUCAUGGGUCUCAUCAAGAACUUCAACGGUCCCAUUAAAGGGCAGCCCUACUCAGGUUGGGUUGACGCCAAAACCAAUGACCCAGUCGAAGAUAAGGACAUCAAACAAAAGUACGAGAAAUAUAUUCUUGAGCAUUCUGGUAUCCGCCUCAUUGAGCCGGAGCUCUUCGAUGGGUAUGAUCCCAACAAGAAGAUGAUGUUGCACGAGAUCCAAUUAGAAGAGGACCUAGAACCUUUUGAGGGAUCUAAGGAGACAGCCGAGGAAUUCAAGAGGCAGCAUGGUGAUAAGUGCGAAAUUUUCGAGAUUACAGAAACCGGCGAGUACACCAUUCGCUUAAGGAAGGGCGCUACGCUUUGGAUUCCGAAGGCCCUCAAGUUUGACCGUCUCGUUGCCGGCCAAAUCCCUACGGGCUGGGAUGCUAAGAAAUAUGGUGUUCCCGAUGACAUUAUUUCUCAAGUCGACCGUGUCACAUUGUAUGUGCUUAUCUCCGUUGCCGAAGCUCUCCUGGCUUCUGGUAUCACGGACCCGUACGAGUUCUAUAAGUACGUGCAUGUGUCUGAAGUUGGCAACUGUAUUGGUUCUGGCCAAGGCGGUAUGAAUGCUCUUAAUGGGAUGUAUACCAAGCGGAAGAUGGACCACGACAUCCAAAAGGAUAUCUUACAGGAGUCAUUCAUCAAUACCAUGGCCGCCUGGGUCAACAUGCUCCUGCUGUCUUCCUCCGGUCCUAUCAAAACCCCUGUCGGAGCUUGUGCUACGGCUGUGGAGUCCGUUGAUAUCGGUUACGAAGCCAUCAUGGAGGGUAAAGCACGUAUUUGCUUAGUUGGUGGUUUUGAUGACUUCGGUGAAGAGGGUUCCUACGAAUUCGCCAACAUGAAAGCAACAAGCAACAGUCUUGACGAGUUCGCCCACGGGCGUACGCCUCAGGAAAUGUCGCGCCCGACUACCACGACAAGAGGUGGGUUCAUGGAAUCCCAGGGUUGUGGUAUCCAAGUUAUCAUGACAGCGAAGUUAGCGCUUGAUAUGGGCGUGCCAAUUUACGGUGUUCUUGCCCUUACCACCACUGCAAGCGACAAGAUCGGUCGUUCCGUGCCAGCUCCCGGACAAGGUUUGUUGACCACAGCUCGGGAGGCUCCCAGCAAGUUCCCGUCCCCUCUAUUGGAUCUUAAGUACCGCCGGCGACAGAUCGAGCUUCGCAAGAGACAGAUUCGCAACUGGAAAGAAUCCGAAUUGGAAUAUCUUUACGAGGAAGCAGCUGCCAUGCAAGCCCAAGGUCACAAAUUUGACGAGAAGGAAUACACCCAAGCCCGAGCCGUCCAUAUCGAGAAGGAAGCUGCACGACAGGAGAAGGAAGCCUUACGAAGCCUUGGAAACAACUUCUGGAAGCAAGAUAACACCAUUGCUCCUCUUCGGGGCGCUCUUGCUACUUGGGGUCUUACGAUUGACGACUUGGACGUUGCAUCUUUCCAUGGUACAUCGACCAAGGCCAAUGACAAGAACGAGUCAUCAGUCAUCUGCCAACAAUUGCGUCAUCUCGGCCGCAAGAGGGGCAACGCUGUUUUGGGUGUCUUCCAGAAGUAUCUCACCGGUCAUCCGAAGGGUGCUGCGGGAGCUUGGAUGUUCAACGGCUGCUUGCAAGUUCUAAACAGCGGCUUGGUUCCCGGCAACCGCAACGCUGAUAACGUUGACAAAGACAUGGAAAAGUUUGACCUGAUUGUGUAUCCCAGUCGAAGCAUCCAAACCGAUGGUGUAAAGGCCUUCUCGCUUACUUCCUUCGGUUUCGGCCAAAAGGGCGCCCAAGCAGUCGGCGUACACCCCAGGUACUUAUUUGCCACUCUCGACAAAGAGACGUAUGUGGAGUAUUCUACCAAGGUCAUGGCUCGUCAGAAGAAAGCGUACCGCUACAUGCAUAACGGUAUAGUCAAUAACGCAAUCUUCCAAGCCAAGAACCACGCGCCAUACAGUGACGACCAGCUCACCGCUGUCCUUCUCAACCCCGACGCCAGGGUCACGGAGAAUGUGAAGACGGCUGAACUCGCCUACCCUACCGAUUUCGCCCAACAGGCUGCUCGUCCCCACACUAUAAAGGCGAAAAACACCAAGGAGGUGGUAGAGAGCCUAGCUCGAAGUCUCCAGACAGGGAAGAAUAACAAGGUCGGUGUUGAUGUAGAAGACAUCGCAGCCAUCAAUAUCGAAAACCCUACAUUCAUCGAGCGCAACUUCACAGACAAGGAGAUUGCGUACUGCAAGAAGAUGCCAAGCCCACAAAGCUCCUUCGCCGGAAGGUGGAGUGCGAAGGAGGCUGUCUUCAAAAGUCUAGGUGUCCAAAGUAGAGGCGCUGGUGCGCCCUUAAAGGACAUCGAGAUUCUUCCGAGUGAGAACGGUGCUCCUGUCGUCUCGCUUCAUGGCGAUGCUCAAGAAGCCGCAAAGAAAGCAGGUGUGAAGGAGAUUAGCGUCUCUAUCUCACAUUCGGAGACACAAUCCAUCGCCAUUGCCGUCGCGACCUUUUAAACCAGCUUAGGUUUUUCGAUUUAUUUCUGUACAACUGGUGUGGUGCGUUUUCGUCGUUUUGGGUUCUUGGCUUCACUGUAUAUCCCUCUGUAGACAACUAGAGAAUGUAAGAGAGCCAUUGCAUUUAUUAGAAACGCAGUCAAUGAGGAUGGUACGAAUGGAAGAGAUAUCGGAUGACUAGCAAGUAUCAUCUUGGACAGGCUUAGUCCGAGAAGAAAAUAUAAUAAUUGUUCAAUAACUUACGAUAGACUUUGACAUCAAGGAUGUAGACCUCAGUGAUAUACCAGAUAUUCGUAGAGUAAGGUACUUGACUAUCUGCUUUUGAAA